Carassius carassius (crucian carp) is the source of this 6067-nucleotide messenger RNA. RefSeq lists its product as uncharacterized. Gene Ontology annotation, cellular component: membrane. Lineage: Eukaryota; Metazoa; Chordata; Actinopteri; Cypriniformes; Cyprinidae. Gene Ontology annotation, molecular function: secondary active sulfate transmembrane transporter activity; oxalate transmembrane transporter activity; bicarbonate transmembrane transporter activity. The record is from RefSeq and is a predicted model, not a curated record. Gene Ontology annotation, biological process: transmembrane transport. Bases 585 to 5093 code for a protein of 1502 amino acids. The transcript is spliced from 40 exons.
CUGCUGUUGUUAGUCAGAAGCAGGUGGUAUUAGGUGUGUGGCAUUUUAUAGAUGAUCUGAUUUGACAAACAUUUCUAGUGCAAGAGCUGUCAUUCAUUUCUGUCAAUUUUCCUGGAAAAAGAAAGACUAAUAUUUAAACGUUCAAAGUGAAUUUUAUCAGCAUUUAGGAGUAGAUGAUCUCAAAGCAAACAGACAUGGAGUAAACGGCACAAGUUCAAUUUUGAAAAACAAUGCUACACAUGAAGAAAUUUGACCUAUGUAGACCAUCAUCUUAUUAAAAUGUCUGAAAUUUUCCAAACACAUAUACAGAAUGGAGGGAGAACUUGCAGUUUGCCUAAGAUGAAACAAAUUACAAGCUCAACACAAAAAGCACUUGUUUAAUUUCUGUUGACAUUCCUGUGUUGCUCUUUUUGGAGGCUUAUUGUGUACUUAAAACAUUUAGCAACAGUAACUGAGCACAUUAAACACACAAGAACAUGUGUUCCUGAUACACACACACACACAAAUCCCUGCGUACUCACUGACUGACUGACCCAGGCUUUCCAAGAUCAGAAGGGGUUUUGCCCCAGCUCUACCAGCACAACAUGCUCAGACCCUCAACACAGAGGUAUUCAGUGAGCAGACCGCUUUACUCAGAAGACACCUUUGAAGACGAACAUGCAAAAGUCUAUCGCAAACACAAGAGACUGCUGGACCAUUUUAUACAGUACUUCACUUGUACUUCCGAACGUGCAAAGAAUGCUGCUGUUUCUCUGCUGCCUAUCAUUGGAUGGAUGAAAAUCUACUCAAUCAAAGACUGGCUGUUGAAUGACAUUGUGUCCGGCGUCAGCACAGGAUUGGUUGCCGUACUACAAGGACUAGCUUACAGUUUGCUGGCAUCCAUCUCUACCUGGUAUGGACUAUAUGCUGCUUUUUUCCCAGUCGUCAUUUAUUUUUUCCUGGGCACUUCACGACACAUUUCUGUAGGAGCUUUCCCUGUACUGAGUCUCAUGGUGGGGGCCGUAGUGACCAGAUUGGUGCCCGAUGAGGGUCUGCCUGCCAACAUCACUGCUUUUGAGGGCCUGACGAAAGAUGAGCAGAGAAUCUUAGUGUCUGCCUCCCUCACUUUCCUAGUGGGUCUAUUCCAGCUUGGUAUGGGGCUGCUGCAAGUGGGAUUUAUUGUGAUGUACCUGUCGGAUACUCUGAUAUCUGGAUUCACCACCGCAGCUGCUGUUCACAUACUGGUUUCGCAGCUCAAGUUUGUACUAGGACUGACUGUACCAGGUUUCAGUGGACCACUGUCUAUUAUAUAUACUCUUGAGAGUGUAUUUACCCAGAUCACCUCCACUAAUAUCCAUGAUCUGGUGACUUCAAUUGUGGUGAUGGUGAUGGUGUUGGGCGUAAAGGAGAUCAACGACAGAUUUAAGUCAAAGUUACCAGUGCCCAUUCCAAUAGAAGUCAUUAUGACCGUUAUCGCAUGUGGCGUCUCCUACGCAUUCAACUUCAGCGAAAAUCACGGAGUGGAUGUGGUGGGGAAAAUUCCAAACACGUUUGAGUCCCCAAUCGCUCCGAGCCUGCAGGUUUUCCAGAUGACAGCAGUGGAGGCUUUCCCAAUAGCUAUUGUGGGAUUUGCCGUGGCUUUUGCAGUAGCUAAAGUCUAUUCUGUGAAGCACGACUACCUUAUAGAUGGAAAUCAAGAACUCAUUGCCUUUGGGGCAAGCAAUAUCUUUGGAGGAGCGUUCAAGUCUCUGGCAGCUAGCACGGCUCUCUCCAGAAGUGCAGUUCAAGAAAGCACCGGAGGAAAAACACAGAUAGCCGGUAUACUGUCUGCCCUUAUUGUGCUGGUGGUAAUCUUGGGGAUAGGGUUUCUGUUGGAACCUCUACCAAAGUCAGUGCUGGGUGCAGUGGUGAUCGUGAACCUGAAGGGGAUGUUGGUGCAGGUGGUUACAGUCCCUUACCUGUGGAAAAAAGACCGUCCUGACUGCAUUGUUUGGGUGGGGACCUGUCUGGCUGCUAUAUUCUUGGGGCUGGACUUAGGACUUGCUGUUGGUCUUGGACUGGAGCUUCUCACUGUGGUCUUCAGGGCUCAAUUUCCACGCUGCUGCGUCCUGGCUAAUAUCUCAGGAACAGAUAUCUACAGAGAUCGCAAGGACUAUGUCAAUAUCUAUGAGCCAGAGGGAGUGAAGAUUUUCAGAAUCCCAUCUCCCAUUUUCUUCGCAAAUAUCGAUUUCUUCAGAGACAAGCUGAAGGAAGCUGUGGGCUUUAAUCCUUUGAGAAUCCUGAGGAAGAGGAAUAAGGCAGUGAAGAAGAUUAAGAAAAUGAUAAAGAAAGGGGAGCUAACCUUAACAUCUAACGGACUACAGGCCACAUGCUCAAUGCCCAUCGAAGAAUCAGAGGAUGAAAGCAACAUGGAGGAUCUAGACAAGCCCACAGACUAUUCAGAUCUUCCGAUCCAGGUGAACUGGAGUACAGAACUUCCUGCCAACAUCCGAGUUCCUCCUGUGAACAUCCACAGUUUGAUCCUGGACUUCUCUGUGGUCUCAUUCCUGGAUAUAUCUGCACUGAAGGGUCUUAAAGCGGCCUUAAAGGAAUUUAUACGCGUCAGUGUUGAUGUUUACAUAGUGGGCUGUGACCCAUAUAUCAUAGAGAAGCUGAGGAAUUGUAAAUUUUUUGAUGAUGAAAUCAAGACAUCUAUCUUCUUUUUGACCAUCCAUGAUGCAAUGCUAUUCAUUCAGGAGUCCCAUCCGCCGAAGACUGUCUCAGGAAGUUCCCGAUCUCAACACAUUAACAGUAGCAGCACAUCCAAUGGGUUGAAAAUCCAAGCGAUGGAAGACAUGAAAAUGGAAGUCGAAACAGACACAAAACCAGAGACAAGCACUCGAGAUGCUUCUGAAAACGAACCAACCAAAAUGCAGCCCUCCGGCAGACACUAUGUGGUGGUAAGACCUCUAUUUUCAGAGGACUCCUUCGCUGAGCAGCACGAGAGGAUCAACAGGAACCGCAAAACUCUGCGGCACCAUCUGAAAGACUAUUUCACUUGCAAUCGAAAUCGUGCAAAGAAUGCAGCUCUUUCCCUUCUACCGAUCAUUGGAUGGAUGAAGAACUACAACAUCAAAGAAUGGCUGCUAGGUGACAUUGUUUCAGGCAUCAGCACUGGGCUAGUGGCAGUGCUACAAGGACUUGCCUUCUCUUUGCUGGCCUCUUUACCUCCGGGAUAUGGACUGUACACUACAUUCUUCCCUGCAAUAAUCUACUUCUUUUUGGGAACCUCCAGACACCUGUCAGUAGGGGCCUUUCCUAUUCUGAGUCUAAUGGUGGGUGCUGUUGUCACCCGACUGGUUCCUGAUGGCGGGCCGCCAGCUAACAUCACUGGAUUUGAAGGACUGAGCAUGGAACAACAGAGGGUUCUAGUUGCUUCCUCGGUUACUUUUGUCAUGGGAGCAUUUCAGCUUAUAAUGGGGCUGCUGCAGGUGGGCUUCAUCGUCAUGUACCUGUCAGAGACUCUGGUGUCGGGAUUCACUACAGCGGCUGCUGUUCACAUUCUGGUAUCCCAGCUCAGGUUUGUGUUGGGAUUGGACUUUCCUGGUGUAAAUGGACCACUCGCCAUUGUCUAUACUCUGGAGAACGUUUUUAGUGACAUCACGAACACCAAUGUGGCCGACCUGGUGACAUCUAUUGUGAUCAUGGUGCUUGUGCUUAUUGUGAAGGAGAUCAAUGACAGAUUCAAGUCGAAACUACCUGUACCCAUACCUAUAGAAGUCAUCAUGACCGUUAUUGCCUGUGGAGUCUCUUAUGCAUUCAACUUCGAAAACCGAUUUAAUGUGGUUGUGAUUGGGGAGAUGGUAAACGGCUAUGAAUCACCAAUUGCUCCAAAUCUGGAAGUCAUCCAGGAGAGUGCAGUGGAGGCUUUUCCUAUGGCCAUAGUGGGAUUUGCUGUGGCUUUCUCAGUAGCUAAAGUCUACUCCAUCAAACAUGACUACACGAUUGAUGGGAACCAGGAGCUCCUUGCUUUCGGGGUGAGCAACAUGUUUGGGGCAUCUUUCCGAGCAUUUGCUGCCAGCACAGCCCUUUCAAGAACCGCUAUACAAGAGAGCACAGGAGGGAAGACGCAGAUAGCUGGAGUUCUUUCAGCCAUGAUAGUACUGAUUGUGAUUGUAGCAGUAGGAUUUCUACUUGAGCCGUUGCCCAGGUCUGUUCUGGGAGCUUUGGUCAUUGUUAAUCUGAAAGGCAUGCUGAUGCAGUUCCGAGAGCUUCCGUUCUUAUGGAAAAAUGACCGGACUGAUUUUGUGACCUGGGUGGUGACCUUCGUGGCCUCUCUUUUCCUGGGGCUGGAUUUGGGGUUGGCUGUGGGUCUCGGGGCAGAAUUGUUCACUGUGGUCUACAGGACUCAAUUCCCACGCUGUUCCCUCCUGGCCAAUAUUACAGGAACUGACAUCUACAGGGAUUGCAAAGACUACAACUGUAUUUACGAACCUGAUGGAGUUAAAAUAUUCAAAAUUCCCUCACCCAUCUUCUUUGCUAAUAUUGAUUUCUUCAGAGACAAACUGGUCCAAGCAGUGGGUUUUAGUCCCCUAAAGGUGUUGAAGAAAAGGAACAAAGCUCUACGAAAGAUCAGAAAAAUGUUGCGUAAUGGAGAACUGGAGGUUUCAGAGAGUGGCCUUAAGGUGAGACAACCAUCAGCUGAUACUUCAGAGGACAACAGCAUGGAGGGUCUGGACCAGCCCAUUGAUUUCUCUGGCAUUCCAAUCCAGGUGAACUGGAACACAGAACUGCCGGCCAACAUCUCUGUCCCUGCUGUGAACAUCCACAGUGUGGUCCUCGACUUCUCGGCGGUCUCAUUCCUCGAUUUAUCUGCUCUCAAGGGCCUCAAAGCGACCCUGAAAGAGUUUUUACGAAUCGAGGUUGACGUCUACAUAGUCUCGUGUGAUGUGUACAUCAUGGAGAAACUUCAUCAAUGUUCAUUUUUUGAUGACGAGAUUAAGACGUCCAUAUUUUACCCCACACUACAUGAUGCCAUGUUGCACAUUCUGGAGAUGCAUCCAGAUCACGGAGAACUAGAAAAGGAUCUAGACAUAAACUACGAAGUGAUUCAGAGAGACAGUAUAACUGUGUGAAGAACAGAAGACUGUGAGCAGAAAUACUCUUUAAAUCAGACGUGAAAGGUUGUGGUAAAAGUUUUAUGAGUGCAGCCAAACAAUGUGGGUAGACAUCGCUUACAACACUGUCACAACACAUUAUCUAGACCUACAUUUCCUUCUGGCCAGUGGCUGUUUUGAGAAAAAUGUACUAUUUUAGUUUACAGCAACUUGUAUUCAUUGUUACCAUGUUUACUGGUGAUUUACUGUCCUAACAGUAAAUUAAUUAAUCGUUGUUUGUGGUUUAGUGGACAAACUGUCACAAGGGGCGAGCAGAAGCAUUACAAAUGUUAACUGAGUGAGACAAUUAAGUUUUAAAGACAAGACAUAGCUAUGAAGGAAAAUAAUUCCUACCUUACAAACGUGGACUUCCGUUAUAACGUUCAUCUAACACCGCACCUGUUCCUGCUCAGAGAGCAAAGUCUACCUGUACAGGUGACUUCCAGGUCUUAAUUCUCCGCAGUCCUGUAAAUGUUUCCACCUUGAUGUAUGGGGACAAGGAAAAUAAUGUAAAAACGCUGAAAGUGUAACAUAUCAUUUAUUUUUUAAACGCACAAACCGUUUUUCGGGGCUGCGGAUGGAUUUCUGAAGUCGGUGUUUCGCCAACCAAUCAAAAUCUUGACGGGCGUGACGCCAUAUAAUAGUUAAUGUAGUUUUAACGUACUCAUUUUACUUUUUCGGAUUGUUAAAUCAAAUGUCUGCUCUUCUCCUGUUGAGUCCACGCCGUCCCAACAAAAAUGUAUGCCACAGUUCCUACGUUACUUAUUAUAUUUGUAUAUUUAUUCAUGUUGGAUUAGAAUAUAGAUAUAUAUAUAUAUAUUCUGUAAAGCUGAAUUAUUCAGAAUCAAUUUCCUCUCUCUCUGGAGUGUUUUGCACAGACCUACUUGUCUAUAUUAUAUUUAUGUAUGUUAUUUACUGCACUAUGUAUUUUGAAACAAAACAAUCCAAGCAUG